Molecule: messenger RNA, 2237 nt
Organism: Cyanistes caeruleus (blue tit)
Lineage: Eukaryota; Metazoa; Chordata; Aves; Passeriformes; Paridae
Source: RefSeq, a predicted model, not a curated record
UCUUUCUCCCCACAGCUGUUGAUUAAAUCAGUAACAUCAAAACAGCAGCAAGUUUCCUUAAAUAGGGGCACUUUAGAAAGACCACCAAUAUGCCAUAAAAUUUGCUGAAGCGCAAUGGAUGUAUAACUAACAGCAAAGUCAGGUCCCACACUGUGUUUUUUUUUUGCUUUGUAUGCAAAAAUACCCAUCCUCCUAAACAACAGGAACUGCCAUAUGUGGUCAGAUGUCUGUAAGUGUGAGCAUGAGGAUGUGAGCUCAUAGUCUGUAUUAGUCUUCAGAGUAUCAGUUAGAGGAGAACUUUUAAGUAGUUCACCAACACCUGCAGAAUAAAAGCAGAGCAUAGAGCAACCAAGAACGGAAGAAUUUCCAGAAUGAGUGAAGCUGAGGAAAGCAGUGGCAGCUCAACAUGGAAUAUUGUGAGUUGUUAUGUGUGUGUUGCAAGAAGGAUAAGCAGAAUGACUUAUCAAUCCAAGCAGCGAUCGGAACGUCUCAUUGCCAGUAUUGUGGUGGCUUUCAUUCUGUGCUGGUUCCCUCACCAUCUCUUUAACAUUCUGGAUGUUAUUUCAAUUGAAAUAGAACUCUCAAAUGAGGAGAUGUCUUUGGCACUGGAAGAAUUUGUAGACAAAGGAGUGUACAUCUCUGGAGCACUUGUAUUCAUCAGUAGCUGUAUUAACCCUCUGCUUUAUGCUUUUGCUGCACGAAGGUUUCAGAACCACCUGAGGUUUGCCAAGAUAUCAAAACUGUUUGAACAGAUCAGUCAGACUGUAACAGAGGAAGACAAGAAAAGAAGUCUGGCUGUAACCAAACAUGAAGAACCUCUAGUAGGCACAGAAAAUCUCUAACAAGGAACUGAGUGAAUAAUCUGUGUCAUUGCUUCAGCAGUCUUUUCUCCCCGCUCUCAGUUUCAUUUACUGAGUGGUCCAGGGAAAUCUGGAGAGAAAGAAAAGCUUUUUGUGUUUUUUUCUUCUGCGUUUUAUAAGAAUUGACAUUAGCAAACUUGUUCAGUGCAUAGGUUAAUAUUCACAUCAUGAAAUGAGCACUAUUUCACUGUUGCUGAGAACCUCAGCAAGGCGGCUAAAAGCUCACAUUGUAAGGAAUACAGCAUUUUUACAUUCCAUCAAACUUAUUUCUGAUUUCUGUAGUCUGUGUGCAAAAAACAAUAAAGAACUGCAUAUGGAAAAGAGAGACUUUGAAAGCUUAAAAAUAAGUUUUUCUUCAGGAAAUAAUUUGUUACAUGUUCAAAAAUCCUUUUACAAUAUUAAGUUUUAAGAAGUUAAAUUCUUUAUAUGGGUAAGAAUGGUUUUAAAGUGUAAUAAUGACACAAAACUCUUCUGGGUCAAUGGAAAAUUUAAAUCUAUUUUUAUUCAUUACUUUAUUUAGGUUUGAACUUAAUAAGAGUUGUUUACACAGUCAAGCUCAUUUACUGCAUUGUCUUGGGGUAGUAGGUAUGAACAAGUCAACCAUGGAGUGUGACACCCAGAAGAAGCAGGAGGUAUGAGAAUUGUGUUGUAUGGCAAACAUCACUGCAGACUGUAUGCUACAUUUGAUGGCAAACACAUUGCAUACUUCAAUGGCAAUUUGAUGUAUUAAUAUUCAAAUAAUAAUUCAAAUAUUUGAUUAUAUUUGAUAUAUACUUCAAGUAUCCGCAAAAAUUUUGAUUCAAAGAAGUUAGGCUUCCAAGAUGUCUAUUCAACUGGGGAAGAAUCAGAUCGGGUUCAAGUGAGGAGGAAGGAGAGAUCCUUUUUAUUAUUUUUGAUGUGUGAGAAAAUUAUGGUGGUAGUACAAAGUCUCUCAUAUCAUAAGAACUUCACCUUGCAAAUAAAAGCCCUUAUAAAAUUGAGACUUUGCCAUAAGAAACCAAUAAAAUUAGUAUUUGCAAGGGCUUUAAUUUUGUGAAUGCAUGUAAACUCACUGUGAAAAUUUCAUGGCAUCAAGUGUUUGCUUUUGAAGUUUUAUUUAUUUCAAUUGUACCUAACAUUUUUUAUACUUGCUUUGUAAAUUCUUAAGUCAAUAAUUUGUAAUAAGAUCAAGAUUACUACUAAUUAUGAAGCAUAUUGUGAUUUCAUAUUCCUUAUUCUGGACAGCUGCUAAAUAGCUACAUUACUCAUCUUUACAAAGAAAUUACAAAUACUAACCAUAAAUUAAUUUUUGAAGUCUGAUUGUGUCACAGUGAAGGAUAUGUGCAUUGUAUUAAUUUAGCUUGUAAAUUGAAAUAAACAUGGGAAGUAAAAUCCUUA